Molecule: messenger RNA, 2840 nt
Organism: Thermothelomyces thermophilus ATCC 42464
Lineage: Eukaryota; Fungi; Ascomycota; Sordariomycetes; Sordariales; Chaetomiaceae
Exons: 2
Coding region: 321-2636 (771 amino acids)
Biological process (GO): L-tryptophan biosynthetic process
Cellular component (GO): cytosol
Molecular function (GO): anthranilate synthase activity; indole-3-glycerol-phosphate synthase activity; phosphoribosylanthranilate isomerase activity
Source: RefSeq, a predicted model, not a curated record
UUUCUGACUUGAUACGAAAGACACACUUUCACGAUUACGCCCUGCCCUUCCACCCUUCCAGGUUUUCCCAGCAGUGGUGAGUCACGAAACUAAUUCUGGAGGGUGUCCGGUUAUUUUGUAUGGAUUACAAAAAGCUCAAACUCCUCUUUUUGUGCAAGAACCGCCUCCCAAAAAAAAAUCAUAGCGUUUUCGUUUCUUUAUCCGCCAUCUCGACUUCCCUCGCUCUCCGAAUUCGGUGACAAGUGUAUACAGACAACAAGAAGCGGCAGAACAAGAACUUUAAACCAAACCCCCCCCCCCAAAAGGCGAACAAAACAAAAAUGCCGGCCGCUUCGGACAUCGUUGAUUACUCACCACAUCAUCCUGAUCCCUCGCCCCUGAUCCCAACAGCCACCAAUCUUAUCUUGAUCGACAACUAUGACUCCUUUACCUGGAACGUCUACCAGUACCUGGUGCUCGAGGGUGCCAACGUGACCGUGUUCCGCAACGACAAGAUCACACUCGAGGAGCUCAUUGCGAAGAAGCCGACUCAAUUGGUCAUCAGUCCCGGGCCAGGUCACCCAAACACCGACUCGGGCAUCAGCCGCGAUGCAAUCAAAUACUUCGCCGGCAAGAUUCCCAUUUUUGGUGUCUGCAUGGGACAACAAUGCAUCUUUGAUGUGUACGGCGGUGAUGUGAGCUUCGCCGGGGAGAUUCUGCACGGCAAGACGUCACCCCUGAGCCACGAUUCCAAGGGUGUCUAUGCCGGCCUACCCCAGGGUCUGCCCGUGACCCGUUAUCACUCACUGGCCGGAACCCACGUCACUCUGCCCGAGUGUCUCGAGGUCACCUCCUGGAUCGCCAAGGAGGAUGGCUCUAAAGGGGUCAUCAUGGGUGUCCGCCACAAGGAAUACACCAUUGAGGGGGUGCAGUUCCACCCCGAGAGCAUCCUGUCGGCCGAGGGCCGCGUCAUGCUGAGGAACUUCCUGCACUUGCAAGGCGGGACAUGGGCUGAGAACGAACGGCUGCAGAGGGCCACCGAGGGGAGCAAGAAAGCGUCGAGCGCGCCGGACGGUGACGCGAAGACUGCCGCCAAGCCAAAGAACAACAUUCUUCAGAAAAUUUACGCCCACCGGCGGGCCGCCGUGGCCGCCCAGAAAGAGAUUCCCUCCCAACGUCCCUCCGACCUGCAGGCCGCCUACGACCUGAACCUAGCGCCACCCCGGAUCUCUCUCGUCGAACGCCUGCGCAACUCGCCGUUCGAUGUCGCUCUGGCGGCGGAGAUCAAGAGGGCGUCGCCUUCGAAGGGCAUCUUUGCGCUCGACAUAGACGCGCCUACCCAGGCCCGCAAGUAUGCGCUCGCCGGCGCCAGCGUCAUCUCGGUGCUUACCGAACCGGAGUGGUUCAAGGGCAGCAUCGAGGACCUCCGGGCGGUGCGUCGAGUCCUCGACGGGAUGCCGAAUCGGCCCGCCGUGCUCCGGAAGGAGUUCAUCUUUGAGGAGUACCAGAUCCUGGAGGCCAGGCUCGCGGGCGCCGACACCGUGCUGCUGAUCGUCAAGAUGCUCGAGCCCGAGGUCCUGGAACGGCUAUACAAGUACUCGCUGUCGCUGGGGAUGGAGCCGCUGGUGGAGGUGCAAAACAGCGAGGAGAUGGCCAUUGCCAUCAAGCUGGGAGCCAAGGUCAUCGGCGUCAACAACCGCAACCUAGAGAGCUUCGAGGUCGAUCUGGGCACCACCGGCCGGCUGCGGAGCAUGGUGCCCAAGGAUACCCUCCUGUUGGCUCUCAGCGGCAUCAACUCCCACCAGGACGUCCUCGACUGCAAGCGGGACGGCGUCAACGGCAUCCUCGUCGGAGAGGCCAUCAUGCGUGCUCCGGACGCGACCAAGUUCAUCAGGGAGCUGUGCGCCGGGCCGGACGCGCCGGCGCCCGAGUCGUCGUCGUCGGCCAAGCCGCUCCUCGUCAAGAUCUGCGGGACACGGAGCGCCGAGGCCGCUAUCGAGGCCGUCAAAGCCGGCGCCGACCUGGUCGGCAUGAUCCUGGUCCCCGGUACGAAACGGUGCGUCUCCCACGAGACGGCACUCGCCAUCUCGGAAGCCGUGCACAGCAGCAAGAAGGCGGCGCCCGCCGCCACGGAAGCCGUCCACGUCCCCCAAACGGCGACGGACUUCUUCGCUCUCACCGGCGAAACCCUCCGCAAGAGGGCGCCGCUCCUGGUGGGAGUCUUCAUGAACCAGCCCCUGGCCGAGGUGCUCGAGAAGCAGCGGCUGUACAACCUCGACGUGGUCCAGCUGCACGGCGACGAGCCGCUCGAGUGGGCCAGGCUGAUCCCCGUGCCCGUCAUUCGCAAGUUCGGGCCCGGACAGGUCGGGCUGGGGACGCGCGGGUACCACGCGGUGCCGCUGCUGGACUCGGGCGCCGGGUCCGGGCAGCUGCUCGACGUAGACGCGGUCAAGGGGGCGCUGGAGCGGGACCAGGGCUUGUCCUUCCUGCUGGCGGGCGGGCUGGGGCCGGAAAACGUUGCCCAGGCGGUGGCGGCCCUGGGUCCGCUCGCGGAGAGGGUGCUGGGUGUGGACGUGAGCAGCGGCGUCGAAGCUGACAGGCACCAGAGUCUGGACAAGAUUAGGGAGUUUGUAAAGGCCGCCAAGGCGAUCCGGUAGUUGUCUGUCUGCUGUCUCCCUCCAAGCCCAAGAGGGCAUUCAGAGAUUUUUUUUCAUUUACUGUUGAUGUAUCUCGGCGGCCAUGGGAAUCAGGCGUGACCUAGGCUCUUGCAUGCAGCCGGCUCGGACCGGGAAAGUUGCCAGAUUCCGUCAAGGUUUCAAAGACUGGACGUGAACUCUGUACUACCUCCCCCCCCCCCCCCC